CAUUUGAGAAGCUUGUCACGAGUUUCCGCCUCUCUCCGAAAUCUCCCUUCCCGGCCAAUGUCAACGCUGGUAUGGCAGUGUGUGGUCAAAACUCUGUCAUAACGUAUUAUACCUUAGGUCGCGGGCAGGAGCUUGGGGACCCUAAACUGUGCUCCGUCUACAAUAAAAAGCACAAAAAAGCGCCGAGAGACGGAUAUCGUGCGCCUGUUCUACCGCACACUCCUUACAGCGAUAGUCGUUCUCUGUCAAUCAAACUGAGCGUAAACGAAAGUAUCAAGCGCUGGGAUAGAGUUUUAACUGCCGCAUGCCAAACUGGUAACACCGCUGGUUCAGGCACUCAUGUGCGACAAGGGAACGAGCUGUUCUUUCAGAAGCAGACGAAAAUGGCGAGUGGACGUCAAGUAUUGUGUAAAGUUUUAAAGCAGGCUAGCUUGUUGAAGCCAAGGACACAUAAUGCCUUACCGUGCGUGCGGAAUACGUCAUCUGCAGAUACACUUGAAAGCAGUGGUGGCGGGCCACAUCGGAUUGAGCCAUCUCAAGCUUCCAGCUUGAUGGAUAUUGGAACAAGGAGGAUCUUCUCAGAAGAGCAUGACAUCUUCCGUCAAAGUGUUAGAAGAUUUUUCCAGGAGGAGGUAACUCCUCACCAUGCUCAAUGGGAGAAGGAUGGCCAAGUUAGCAGAGAGGUUUGGGAACAGGCUGGGACGCACGGGUUGCUAGGUGUUCAGACACCAGAGUCAGCAGGAGGUAUUGGUGGCGAUGUCCUGUCAACAGCAAUUACAUGGGAAGAACAAAUGUACGGCAACAACUCUGGCGUAGGGUUUGCUCUACACUCGGACAUCAUCAUGCCCUACAUCACCAACUACGGCAGCAGGGAGCAGGUUGAGAAGUACAUUCCUCGGAUGAUGGCAGGGACCUGCAUCGGGGCCAUCGCCAUGACAGAACCGGGCGCUGGCAGUGAUUUACAGGGAGUAAGAACCAAUGCCAAGAAGGAUGGCUCUGACUACAUUCUUAAUGGCAGCAAGGUGUUCAUCACCAAUGGUUACAUGUGCGACCUCGUCAUCGUAGUUGCACUGACCAACACUGGUGCCAAGUCAGCAGCACAUGGCAUCAGUCUGUUCCUGGUGGAUGCCGGGACCCCAGGGUUCAUCAAGGGUCGCAAACUGGACAAGAUGGGGAUGAAGGCUCAGGAUACGGCGGAGCUGUUUUUUGAGGAUGUGCGUCUCCCGAAGGAAGCCCUGCUGGGAGAGGAGAACAAGGGAUUCUACUACCUGAUGGGGGAGCUGCCACAAGAGAGACUUAUCAUUGCAGACAUGGGCAUUGCAGCCUGCGAGUGGAUGUUUGAGGAGACAAGAUCGUACGUCAAACAGCGCAAGGCUUUUGGCAGGACUCUCUCAAACCUGCAGACAAUCCAGCACAAACUGGCAGAGAUGAAGACUGAUAUCUGCGUGGGCCGAGCAUUUGUUGAUCAGUGUCUAGAUCUGCACAACAAGCGGAAGCUGGACAACGGCAUGGCCUCCAUGGCCAAAUACUGGAUUACCGACCUGCAACAAAAGAUUGCCACCCAGUGUGUCCAGCUUCACGGGGGAUGGGGCUACAUGCUGGAGUACCCCAUUGCCCGUGCCUUCGUGGAUUCAAGGGUCCAGCCUAUCUAUGGUGGCGUUAAUGAGAUCAUGAAGGAGCUGAUUGCAAGACAGAUUAUAUCGGACAAAUAGACCAGUAACAGAUGAGCAAGUGAUGUUCAAGUGACCUGAUCCGGUAGAAACAAGUUGUUCAUAACAUUGACCUCACGUGAACAGUGGCUUGGCAAUAUCAGCGAUGGCUCCCUGGACGUUACUUACUGCUCUGUAUGGGUGUGUACCUCAGUAUGGGUCUACUUCAAGAUCCAGUUUCAAACCUCAGUGAUGCCAUCCCUCAGCAAAUUCAAAUUCAAUGUACACAGUUUCUAGAUUAAGUUUAACUACUCCUUGUAUUGUUUGCCAUUUUAGUGUUGUGUAUUACUGUAAUCAGAUCUUACUUCACCCUACCACUGAACAAAAGUCUGAAGAAAUCUUGUUAUGUUUCAUGUGAGAAACUCCUUUCAUUAUACCAAUCACAGUGUUACUUUCAAAAUUGAAAGGAGACAGUCGGAAUGUGUUUUUGCAAUCUUUCGACCUCAAAAACUUUCACUCCAGGUGUUCUGAGUGUCAGUUACACACUUUUCGUCUGUCUCCUUUCAAUUUUGUAUAUGAUCGCCAUCACAAGGGCAGUCCAUGCCAUAUGACACGAGAAAGCUGUUAUUUAUAUUUGUUGAUGUUAACUUCUUGUUGUCACUACACUGGCUGUGCAGUUGAUAAGAAAGGUCAGUCUGAUGUGGCCUGAAAUGGUUUGUGCUCAGAUUUUUGUUUAUUGGUCCCUCAAGGUGGGGGGGGAGAUUAAUUUCUGACAUUUAUGUAGAGUAAGCUGUUGUUCAUUGAGCUAAUGAAGUCUCAGAUAUUGUGCAUAUAGAUCAGUGUCUGGAGACAAUAGUGUGUCCCAGUGUAUCAGCUCCAAUCAUUAGAGUCGAUGAUAACCUUCACCUUCUGUACAUGGUCUCAGAUAGUAAUGGAGUAGUUACAACAUCUCCUUACUGUGAUUGUUCAUGAUUUUAGUAUGUUACAUGAUUCAUCUAUACUUAUCCAGUAUGUGUCAUACUGAUCAAAGUCAUAAUUUUUUAUAAAAACUUGCUUCAA
Molecule: messenger RNA, 2708 nt
Organism: Haliotis rubra (blacklip abalone)
Lineage: Eukaryota; Metazoa; Mollusca; Gastropoda; Lepetellida; Haliotidae
Product: long-chain specific acyl-CoA dehydrogenase, mitochondrial-like
Exons: 10
Coding region: 72-1712 (546 amino acids)
Biological process (GO): carnitine metabolic process, CoA-linked; long-chain fatty acid catabolic process; fatty acid beta-oxidation using acyl-CoA dehydrogenase
Cellular component (GO): mitochondrion
Molecular function (GO): long-chain fatty acyl-CoA dehydrogenase activity; flavin adenine dinucleotide binding
Source: RefSeq, a predicted model, not a curated record